Contarinia nasturtii (swede midge) is the source of this 1324-nucleotide messenger RNA. It is a transcript of the gene puc, whose product is annotated as dual specificity protein phosphatase 5. Gene Ontology annotation, molecular function: protein tyrosine/threonine phosphatase activity; MAP kinase tyrosine/serine/threonine phosphatase activity. The annotation marks the transcript as partial. The transcript has a single exon. NCBI's taxonomy places the organism in Eukaryota, Metazoa, Arthropoda, Insecta, Diptera, Cecidomyiidae. Gene Ontology annotation, cellular component: cytoplasm; cytosol. Gene Ontology annotation, biological process: protein dephosphorylation; negative regulation of MAPK cascade. The record is from RefSeq and is a predicted model, not a curated record.
UUAAAUAUUUUUUCUUUCUAUUUUUCAGAGGGUGCACGACUAAAGGGAUCCACUGUUUUAUUGCAUUGUCAGGCUGGAAUAUCACGAAGUGCAACGAUUGCGAUAGCUUAUGUGAUGCGAUAUAAAUCACUUUCACUGCUAGAAGCAUAUAAAUUGGUUAAAUUAGCAAGACCAAUCAUCUCACCAAACCUCAAUUUUAUGGGACAAUUGCUUGAACUAGAACAAAAUUUACGGGCCACUGGAAAAUUGGAACCAUUACCGCCAGCAUCAGCAUCAAAUAGUUCCGAUUCUGAAAUGGAAAACGAUGAAGAUGAUGACGUAUUUACCGCACGAUUACUUCACAACAAAUUUUCCGCAAAAUCAUGUAUCUCAUUGCCCGAUUGCUCUUCAACAUCAUCACUGUCGUCAUCUAAGUCAGCAUCAACGAGUUCUACGCUAUCACCGAUAGACGAACGGAACUAAACAACCAUUUCAUAUUUCACACAACAUAUUCAAACAAAAAAUUGAGAGUUGUAAUUUUAUGGCGAGUAAUCGUUUUCUCUAUAAGAGCGGAAUAAAAUCAAAUUAUCGUUCGAUGCUACAUCAUAAAACGUGCUAAUUAGUCAAAAAAAAGUCAAUUUAUAUUCGUACUUUUUUAUAAAUUAUAACCAAUUGAUUAACACACAUUUAUAAAAAAAACACAUAUAUGAAACUAGAUUGAAGCUUUUUACUUUUAUUUGGACGUUUCACAAAAUCAAAAGACGAAAAAUUCAGCCAUAUAUAUUUUGCCAUACAAAUUUUACGCAUGAGUAAGUUUUAAUUUAAAAAAAAUCAAUUGAUGGCCAAAAAACUAUCAAUUAUAAAGAUUACCAAUUUUUUUAAAUUUAAAUAAUAUUUUAAAAUCAAAAUGUACUUUGAACAAAAAACCAUAAUAAUGAAUAGGUUCUUUCACAUAGUCUUUUCGUCAUCAAUUUAAUCUUGCUAAAAAAAGAAAUUUAUGAUAAACGAAAAGUAACUUGUGUAUGAAAUUCUAUAAUCAAUAGACCAAAAUCGAAUGACAUGAAAGGUUUGUUGUGAUUUUUCCAUUUACAAAUUAUCUACCAUUCGAACAAACUCACAUAUACUAAACUAAGAAAAUGAGGAUAUUAAAGACACACUUUAAAGAAAAAAGGAAGAAUUUUUUCGCAGUUUUAACCCACCACAAACCACCAAAUUCGAUAAAACAUAUUAAAAAUAAAGAAUAAAUUUAACGAGAGACGAAAAAACCUAUGCUUCGGGUGAGAGAAAAAACUAACCAAUCCUCUCCCAAAAAAACGAAAUAAAAAUAAAUUCACAUAACUGUAAA